This is a messenger RNA of Cryptomeria japonica (Japanese cedar), 312 nucleotides long. RefSeq names its product putative ripening-related protein 6. The transcript has a single exon. Lineage: Eukaryota; Viridiplantae; Streptophyta; Pinopsida; Cupressales; Cupressaceae. The record is from RefSeq and is a predicted model, not a curated record. Bases 1 to 312 code for a protein of 103 amino acids.
AUGACGGUGAACAGCUUCGAGAAAGGAGGUGAUGGAGGUGGACCCUCGGCUUGUGAUGGGCACUUCCAUUCCAACAAAGAUCACUGGGUGGCUCUUCCUCCUUCCACCUUUGAUCAUAACUCCAACUGUUUCCGCAAACUGAAAAUCAGUGCGCGAGGGAAGUCUACGGUGGCCACCGUCAUCGAUGAAUGUGCGAAGCCGUGCAAGGAUGAUAUCGUGGACGCCUCUGAGAGUGUUUGGAAAGCCCUCGGCGUGCACCACGGUGAUAAUGACUUCGGCCUCAUGCCCAUCACCUGGCAUUUCAUCUCCUAG